Medicago truncatula (barrel medic) is the source of this 1752-nucleotide messenger RNA. RefSeq lists its product as uncharacterized. Lineage: Eukaryota; Viridiplantae; Streptophyta; Magnoliopsida; Fabales; Fabaceae. The record is from RefSeq and is a predicted model, not a curated record. Bases 61 to 1572 code for a protein of 503 amino acids. The transcript is spliced from 3 exons.
AACAUCAUCACACCCUUCUCUCACUCUUGGUUCUAUUUCUGCUUCCUUUACUCUUUCCUCAUGUCAAAACCCAAACCCAUGAAAUUGACACCAACAAAUAUCAUGUCUACCAUGAACAAUCCAAAACAAUUAGAACACUUUCAAUCUUCAUGGAACAUAACAAAACUUGUUACUAUAUUCAUCUUCUUAAUAUUCAUGUCCUACCUUUUCUACACCAUUGGUUUCCUUGCUUAUAAUAAUACUUCACAUCAAUUUGAUAAAAACCCUAACAUACUUUCUCCAAUUAAAUACCAAAUUGAACCUAUACCAAAAUUACCGUUGGAACAAAAAACCAAUAUUUCACACAUAGUGUUUGGAAUAGGAGCCUCAUCAAAAUUAUGGAACCAUAGAAAAGAAUAUAUUAAAUUAUGGUGGAAGCCUAAUAUAACAAGAGGAAAUGUAUGGUUAGACAAAGAAGUGAAAAUUAAACCUAGUGAUGAGAAACUUCUUCCAACAUUGAAAAUAUCUAGUGACACAUCAAAAUUCAAGUACAAACAUCCACUUGGGAUAAGGUCAGGGAUUAGGAUAUCUAGGAUUGUGUCGGAGACAGUAAGGUUAAGGUUGGAGAAUGUGAGGUGGUUUGUGAUGGGGGAUGAUGACACAUUUUUUGUGACUGAGAAUUUGGUGAAGUUGUUACAAAAAUAUGAUCAUAAUGGAUUUUAUUAUAUUGGGUCAAAUUCGGAAAGUCACUUUCAGAAUAUUAAUUUUUCUUAUAAUAUGGCUUAUGGUGGUGGUGGAUUUGCUAUUAGUUAUCCUUUGGCUGUUGCAUUGGAGAGAAUGCAAGAUAGGUGUAUUGAAAGGUACCCUAAAUUGUAUGGGUCAGAUGAUAGGAUUCAAGCUUGUAUGGCUGAGCUUGGUGUUCCUCUCACCAUAGAGAAAGGCUUUCAUCAGUUUGAUGUAUAUGGCAAUGCGUUUGGACUCCUAGCAGCUCAUCCAGUUACACCACUAGUGUCCCUACAUCACUUGGACCUAAUUGAACCCAUAUUUCCAAACAUGAACCGGGUUCAGGCCCUACAACAGCUCAAAGAGCCAAUAAAACUCGACCCAUAUGGCCUCAUGCAACAAUCUAUAUGCUAUGUCAAAAACUGGGUUUGGACCGUAUCGGUUUCUUGGGGUUAUGCGGUUCAAAUAUUUCGCGGAAUUUUCUCAGCACGAGAUAUUGAAAUGCCCGCACGAACUUUCUUAAAUUGGUAUCGUCGAGUUGAUUAUAAUGGGUUUCCAUUCAAUACAAGACCUUUUAGUCGCAAUGCUUGUCAAAAACCGUUUGUUUUUCAUUUGUUUAAUACUACCUAUGAUGUUGCUGCUAAUGAAAUUGUCACAAGAUAUGUUAGGGUCCAACCUAACCCUAAUUGCAAGUGGAAAAUGGAGGAUCCUACACAGAUUCAUAUGGUGGAAGUUUACAAGAAACCAGAUCCAUAUUUGUGGGACAAGUCUCCGAGAAGAAAUUGUUGCAGGGUUCAACCUAGAAAUGAGGAAGGAAUUCUAGUGAUUGAUGUAGGGAAAUGUAGAGAAGAUGAAGUUGUUGAGUUAUAGGGUCAUUGGGAAUAUAUACAACUUAUCUUUGUGGACAAUUCUUACUUAACUAAUUGACUCCUAAAGAAAAAGAACUUUACUGAUGAAACUCUUUUUUUCGUUAUAGUGUUCUUAUUACUUUCAUGAUUCAAUGUACCAAGCAAAUAUUACUUCCAAUCCAUGAUUACAUUAAUUUUAUAA